Messenger RNA from Effrenium voratum, 1232 nucleotides. Lineage: Eukaryota; Dinophyceae; Suessiales; Symbiodiniaceae. The record is from the annotation of a GenBank genome assembly.
CUAGUGCUUGUGCAAUAAUUUAACACGCGCCAUGGCGCCUGCGGGCUUUGGCGCGCGAAAGCCUCCCUUCCUCAGAGGAGCGAUUGGGAAAGGCCUGAGCCAGAGCUACAGCGUGCCGGAGCGCCUGCAGGCAGCGUCCUUGCGCUUUGGCACCACGCUCACUAUGCGGCCAGUGAGAGGCGUAGCGGUGCGCCGUGAGGCGGAGCCGCGAGAGCCGCGCCCCGCGAGUGCCGCGACGAUUUCUCCCCUACGGCCGACGUCGGCAUAUCCGAGGACUAGGCCGCAAUCAGCCGCUGCCACGAAGCUGGCGUCACAGGGCUUUGCGGCGGCCAUGGCGCAGCGCAUGGAGAUGGGCGAAGGUAAAGAAAGCCGCGCCGGGCGUUCUCCCAGCUCUUCCCACAUAGGCAACCUGGUGGGGCGCCGCCGGGUCGCACAUCUGGCAGCUGCUGCGCAAGGGCCGAAUGCGCGGCCACAACGGGCUCAGUCUGCAGGUGCUUUGGGGUGCUCUCCUCCGAGCUUGAGACAGUUCCAAGUCGAGGAGCGGCCGCGGAGCAUGUCAGGCUCCGAACAAAAGCCACGCCAAGAAGAAGGAAGCUGCAUAUUUGAGGAGAUCAUGCGAACUGAUGACUUCUUUGGGCCCAUUCUGCAAGAGAUCAAGGCCAGCUACAAGGCGGUAGACGAGCGGCCGGCCAGCCCCGCAGAGAUCGCAGUGGAUGCCAUCAGGAGGCCAUGGCUAGAUGAAGUCUCCGACAGCGGACGUGAGACUGAAAGAGCUGCCGCUAGACGAUCGCUGCAGCCCGAUCAGGUGCGUCAGCUGGAAAAAGAGAACGCGGCGCUGCGGGAGCUGCUGCGCCGCUUCCACUCGGAGCUGAAGCGCGGAAGCGCCGAGGGUCGCAAGGCCAAGGGGCAGGCGGCUGCAUCUUUAUCUGUGUGGGCUUCCCCAGAGCCGUUGGCUGCUGCCAUGCGGCGGCCGCCGCGACGUCGCCCGACUCGUGUCCCCGCGCUCAACUUGUCGCAGGUUGAUGAUUUGUCGGAUGAUUAUGAGGAGGAAGAAGAGGAGGCGUACGACAUGGAUGGGGACGACUACGAGGUGUACGUGAGUCCAGGCCCCUCUGCCUUCGGAGGUGGCUAGAGGAAGUAGGAGUGGAGUGAAACACUCUUAGGUUAAUGCAGCUGAGGCUGGUGCUUUGAAGAUGAUUCUGGAUGUUUGGUCGUUUGCGUUUGAAGUCAGC